Molecule: messenger RNA, 792 nt
Organism: Racocetra persica
Lineage: Eukaryota; Fungi; Glomeromycota; Glomeromycetes; Diversisporales; Gigasporaceae
Source: the annotation of a GenBank genome assembly
AUGUCAGAAAUUAGUAGUAAAAAAACCAAAGCCGAAAAGAUAUUAGAGGACAUUGAAGCCCAGUUGCGGAAACUUAUCUCUGAGAAAAAAGAGUUGAAAAAGAAAUUUUUGGAUAAAUUGAAAGACUUAUCUAAACAAGAAAAAGAAAACAAAAAAAUAUUACAACUAGAAAGAAAAAUGACAGCCGGAGUAUUGCCAACCGAACGCGAGGAAAUAAUGAAAGAAAUCCAAAAACUUAACGCUUAUAAUAUUACGUUAGAGCAAGGGUUUAAGAAACGAAAAAUUGAUGCGGAUGUAGUGACCGAAAUACGAAAAAGAUUAGGAUUCCCCUUACUGACUACUAAAAAAGUCAAUUUUAAGGCUAUCGUCCACGAACUUUUGUGGUUUAUUAAGGGCAACACCAACAUUAAAUAUUUGGUCGAUAAUGGCGGGGAAAGUUUGGCCGAAUUUAGAGAAAAAAUUAAAAAUGAUAAUGAGUUUGCCAAAAAAUAUGGUGAAUUAGGUCCGGUUUAUGGAGUGCCGUUUAAUAUUGCUAGUUAUAGUUUACUGACUACCAUGCUAGCCCAAGUUUGUGGUUAUGAAGUAGGAGAAUUUAUUCACGUCAUUGGUGACGCCCACAUUUAUUUAAACCAUUGCGAGCAAGUACAAGAGCAGUUAGGCCGCAAACCCAAAAAAUUACCAACCCUCAAACUCAACCCUUCAAUAAAAUCGGUUUUUGAUUUUCGUUUUGAGGAUAUUAGUUUAGAGAAUUAUGAGUCCUAUCCUCCUAUCAAAGCCCAAGUGGCGGUUUAG